AAUCCCAUGCAGUCCGGUCGGUGGAUCCAAUGCGAUCAGGCCGGCAGCUCCCUGGCCGGCUCCCAGCCCGAGCCCAUCAUUGCGCCGCCGCCUCCAGCUCCAGCUCAUCCGGAUGAGGGGGAAGGAAGACGAUACCAGACGCUACUCCUACAACUCACCACCACUACACUAUCCCCUCCGCUCUCUCUCCGCACUACUGCGUAUUAGGUAGCCUCUCGCAUUGACAAGCCAGCCGGUGGUUUGGUUCGCUUUGCUUUGCUUACGUGCUGCGCUGCGCGCUCCGACCAGGCCCGCCCCGACCGGCGAUGCAGCGGUGGCUCCCGGCGCUCCUCCGCCGCGCGGCGCCCGGCGGCGGCGCGGCGCGGCUCCUCGCCACGUCCUCCCUCCUCUUCGACGACACGCAGGAGCAGUUCAAGGAGAGCGUGCGCAAGUUCGCGCAGGAGGCCAUCGCGCCGCGCGCCGCGGCCAUCGACGCCUCCAACCACUUCCCGCGGGACGUGGACCUGUGGAGGCUCAUGGGAGACUUCAACCUCCACGGCCUCACCGCGCCCGAGGAGUACGGCGGGAUGGGGCUCGGGUACAUGUACCACUGCAUCGCCAUGGAGGAGAUCACCAGGGCAUCCGGCGCCGUCGGCCUCUCCUACGGCGCGCACUCCAACCUCUGCAUCAACCAGCUCGUCCGGCACGGAAACCCGGAGCAGAAGCUCAAGUAUCUGCCCAAGCUGAUCAGUGGGGAGCAUAUCGGGGCACUGGCGAUGAGUGAACCCAACUCUGGCUCUGAUGUCGUCAGCAUGAAGUGCAAAGCUGAGAAAGUGGACGGUGGCUAUGUCCUUAAUGGGAAUAAGAUGUGGUGCACCAAUGGCCCGUCUGCUCAGACACUGGUUGUUUACGCAAAAACAGAUCUAGCUGCAGGGUCAAAAGGAAUAACUGCAUUCAUAAUCGAGAAAGGGAUGCCCGGGUUCAGUACUGCUCAGAAGUUGGACAAACUUGGCAUGAGAGGAAGCGACACGUGUGAGCUUGUUUUUGAGAACUGCUUUGUGCCAUGCGAAAAUGUCCUCGGUGAAGAAGGCAAAGGUGUUUAUGUCAUGAUGUCAGGGCUUGAUCUGGAAAGGCUUGUAUUAGCUGCGGGCCCUAUUGGCCUUAUGCAGGCAUGCCUUGAUGUUGUACUUCCAUAUGUUCGCCAGAGGGAGCAAUUCGGCCGUCCAAUUGGUGAAUUUCAGUUCAUACAGGGGAAAAUGGCUGAUAUGUACACUUCGUUGCAGUCGUCAAGAUCAUUUGUAUACUCAGUUGCUAGGGACUGCGAUAAUGGCAAAGUUGAUCGCAAGGAUUGUGCAGGAGUAAUUCUCUUUGCUGCUGAAAAUGCAACCCAAGUUGCACUUCAGGCAAUCCAGUGUCUUGGUGGAAAUGGGUACAUAAAUGAGUACCCAACUGGUCGUCUCCUGAGAGAUGCAAAAUUGUUUGAGAUUGGUGCCGGUACUAGUGAGGUAAGAAGAAUGAUAAUUGGCCGUGAGCUCUUCAAAGAGGACUGAAACUUCUAUUUUGCAAGCCAGAUAUCAGAGCAUAUUGUUAGCUGGAGGAGGUGAGGGCGAUUUAGAUAUUUAGCAAAUCACCCCUGUGGUUCAAUGCUUUUGUAUAACCGCAGACAUACAUCAAAUAAAGUUCACUUGUACUUGCUGCUUGCAGUGGCUCUAUUUUUCUGUCAAUAAAGUUUUUUAUGUCUCUGACUUAUGCAAUGUUGUUCAGUUGCAUUUUACUAUAUUAGUGUAGACAAGACAGUAAUAUAAAUGUUUCAAUGAGUGCAGAAUAGAGGUAUUGCUUAA
This is a messenger RNA of Zea mays, 1820 nucleotides long. Its product is annotated as isovaleryl-CoA dehydrogenase. Gene Ontology annotation, cellular component: mitochondrion. Gene Ontology annotation, molecular function: flavin adenine dinucleotide binding; 3-methylbutanoyl-CoA dehydrogenase activity. The transcript is spliced from 13 exons. Bases 306 to 1529 code for a protein of 407 amino acids. The record is from RefSeq and is a predicted model, not a curated record. Lineage: Eukaryota; Viridiplantae; Streptophyta; Magnoliopsida; Poales; Poaceae. Gene Ontology annotation, biological process: L-leucine catabolic process.